Molecule: messenger RNA, 1584 nt
Organism: Henningerozyma blattae CBS 6284
Lineage: Eukaryota; Fungi; Ascomycota; Saccharomycetes; Saccharomycetales; Saccharomycetaceae
Gene: SAL1
Product: Ca(2+)-binding ATP:ADP antiporter SAL1
Exons: 1
Coding region: 1-1584 (527 amino acids)
Biological process (GO): transmembrane transport
Molecular function (GO): ATP transmembrane transporter activity; calcium ion binding
Source: RefSeq, a predicted model, not a curated record
AUGAUAAGAAGGGAAAUUGAAACAGAAACGCAGAGGGAAUUACGACUUCGAAAGAUCUUCAAGGAUUUAGACGUUAAUGACAGCGGACUGUUUAAUGUUGAUGAUUUGAAGACCGCCUUUCAUCGAAUGGACCAUCCAUUAAAGGACAAUGAUGAAGCGAUAAAGGAAUUAUUUGGUUCAAUGGACAUAAACAAUAAUGGUUUCAUUAAUUAUCAAGAGUUUGAGAAAUUUAGUACAUUGGCAGAAUCUCAAAUUGAGUUAGGUUUUAACCAGAUCGACCAAGAUAAAGAUGGCAUUAUCAAACCUUCAGAAAUAUAUGAUUACUUACGUCAGUUUGAAGACAAUACCUUAGGUAAAGAAAGUCGGUUUGUCGGCAUCAAAACUCCAAAAGAUCCAAAGAUGUUAAACUUUUUACAUUGGGCAUUUAAACUUAAAGGGAAUGACAAUAUUGAUAGAGAUUCUCAUUAUAUAACAUAUAAUCAGUGGCGAGAUUUUUUAUUAUUGAUGCCUAGGCAGAAAGGAUCACGAAUACAUGCAGCAUUAGGAUACUACUAUCUAUUUAAAGAAGAUGUUGAUCUUUCAUCUGAGGGUGAUAUGACGUUAAUAAAUGAUUUUAUUAAUGGGUUUGGCUUCUUCUUAGCAGGCGGUGUAUCAGGAGUUGUAUCACGUACAUGUACUGCUCCAUUUGAUAGAAUUAAGAUUUUUUUAAUUGCUAGAACUGAUCUUUCGUCCAUUUUAUUGAAUUCAAAGGAACAAGUAUUAGCACAUAAUCCUCAUGCAAAUGUUCAAAAAAUUCGUUCUCCUAUAAUAAAAGCCGCUGUUUCAUUAUACAGAGAAGGUGGCUUAAAAUCGUUUUAUGUGGGGAAUGGGUUGAACGUGUUAAAAGUUUUCCCUGAGAGUUCAAUGAAAUUUGGGUCUUUUGAAAUCUGUAAAUCUAUUAUGGCAUCAUUAGAAGGUAAGAAAGACAAAUCAAGCAUUUCAAAACUUUCUACUUAUAUUGCUGGUGGGCUAGCUGGAAUGGUUGCUCAAUUUACCAUUUAUCCUAUUGAUACAUUGAAAUUUAGAAUGCAAUGUGCACCACUACAUAACGAUGUAAAAGGGAAUGCUCUUUUACUGAAAACCAUGAAAGAUCUUUAUCGGGAAGGUGGACUUUCAAUAUUUUAUAGAGGUAUUACAGUAGGUUUAUUGGGUAUAUUUCCCUAUGCUGCAUUUGAUCUUGGUACAUUUACAGCAUUAAAAAAAUGGUAUAUUAAACGUGAAGCGUUAAGAACUGGUUCACUUGAGGAAAAUGUGACACUCAAAAAUACAGUAGUAUUGCCAAUGGGUGCCUUCAGUGGCUCAGUAGGGGCCUGUAUAGUAUACCCCAUAAAUUUGUGCCGAACAAGAUUACAAACUCAAGGGACAUUUGCCCAUCCUUAUCACUAUACCGGAUUUAGAGAUGUUUUUGUUCAAACUUUAAAGAGAGAAGGUUAUCAAGGAUUAUAUAAAGGAUUAACACCUACUCUAGCUAAAGUAUGCCCUGCUGUUUCAAUUAGUUAUUUAUGCUAUGAAAAUAUUAAACGUGCACUAAACUUAGAGAAAUAG